This is a messenger RNA of Adineta ricciae, 3141 nucleotides long. The record is from the annotation of a GenBank genome assembly. NCBI's taxonomy places the organism in Eukaryota, Metazoa, Rotifera, Eurotatoria, Adinetida, Adinetidae.
AUGGACCACGAUGUCUUUCCCUGUAAUCUAACUGCAAAUAUCGAUGAACAAAACUUUAGCGUUCAAUACGAAGCGAAAGCGAUACAAGAUGAAUUUAUUGUUCAAUUCACGGGUUAUUACAACGAACUAACACGAUCAAAUUAUUUAGCACACGUUUUUCAACGUAAUCAUGUGUUCGAUUAUGAAAUAGUCAAGCGAAAGAAUUUAAUGCAACGCUAUCCGUCCGAUUUUGACAUUGUUCGCUUCAAUAAUGACGAUCAGGUUAUCGAAGCUCUGAAAAAACAUCCACUUAUUCGAGCUGUCAAUGCUCAUCGACAGAUCAUUCGUCAUAUUCAUCAUGCAAAGAUUGAAGGUGACAAUGAUGUCAAUGGAAACAGAAGAAAACUACAUCGUAGUCCACCGAAUCAUAUUCGAAUAGCAGAAAGUUUACAAGCACCAAAACUAUGGAAAAUGGGCCAUCGAGGUGCUGGUAUUCAUGUAGCUAUAUUUGAUACUGGUAUUCAAGAUGGCCACCCACAUUUUCCAAACAUCGCAGAAGUGACAAAUUGGACUGAUGAAAAGAAUGAUCAUGACACAAUUGGCCAUGGACUAUUUGUUGCCGGUGUUAUCGGUAGUAAUAAAGAAUGUCUUGGAAUAGCUCCAGAGGCACAACUACAUAUCUUUAAAGUUUUCACAAAUAAUCAAAUCUCGUAUACAUCUUGGUUUCUUGAUGCAUUUAAUUAUGCUAUUGUAAAGAAAGUACACGUUCUGAAUUUAAGUAUCGGUGGACCAGAUUUUAUGGAUCAACCGUUUAUUGAUAAAGUAUGGGAUUUAACCUCGAAUAGUAUCAUCCUUGUUUCCGCUAUCGGAAAUGAUGGACCAUUAUAUGGCACACUAAAUAAUCCUGCAGAUCAAAUGGACGUGAUCGGCGUUGGAAGUAUAACUGUCGAUGAUGCCAUAUCACGAUUUUCAUCUCGAGGAAUGACAACAUGGGAGCUUCCAUCUGGAUAUGGUCGAAUGAAACCUGAUUUAGUAACAUACGGUUCAUUUGUACGGGGUUCAAAUCUUGUUUCUGGUUGCAAAGUGCUCUCAGGAACAAGUGUUGCAUCACCUGUUGUUGCUGGUGCUGUUGCACUUUUAGCAAGUUCUGUACUUCAUCGAACACCAAAUAUAAUCAACCCAGCGAGCUUAAAACAAGCUUUAUUAGCAUCUGCACACCGUCUUCGACAUGCGAAUAUGUUUGAACAAGGACAUGGAAAGUUAAAUCUACUACGUGCAUUUCGUAUCUUGAAUCAAUACGUACCUCAAGCAUCACUAAGUCCAUCAUACAUUGAUUUUACUGAAUGUCCAUAUUUUUGGCCUUAUUGCUUGCAACCACUUUAUCAUAGUGCUAUGCCAAUCAUUGUCAAUGUAACAAUUUUAAAUGGAAUGGAUGUUGUAGGAGAAGUUGUUGGACAACCACAAUGGCAUCCACAAGAUUCAAAUGGACAACAUCUCGAAUUAUCAUUUGAUUUUUCAACGAAAUUAUGGCCAUGGUCAGGUUAUUUAGCAAUAUCAAUGACGGUGCACCGAACCGCUGCAGAAUUUGAAGGAACUGUUCAAGGUCAUGUGACAUUAACUGUUGAAUCACCUGCUAAAGAUUCGGAAAGUUUUGCGCAACGAAGUGAUCUGGUACUACCCAUUCGUGUUCGAAUCAUUCCAACACCUGUACGUUCUCAUCGUAUACUAUGGGAUCAAUAUCAUUCGAUUGGUUACCCACCCGGCUAUUUCCCACGUGAUGAUUUAAAACAAAAGAAAGACCCGUUGGAUUGGAACGGCGAUCAUAUUCACACGAAUUUUCGUCAUGCUUACGAGCAUCUAAGAAACGCCGGAUAUUUUGUUGAAGUAUUGGGCCAACCAUAUACUUGUUUCGAUGCUUCGCUCUAUGGUAAUGGUUUACUUUCAUUUUCACUAGUGAAACUUUUUUUUAACUUUUUCAAAGGAACAUUGUUGGUGGUUGAUCCUGAAGAAGAAUUUUUUGAUCAGGAGAUUGCUAAAUUGCAUAAUGAUGUUGUGAAUAACUCUCUUUCAUUGAUUGUCUUUGCUGAUUGGUAUAAUGCAUCAGUGAUGAAACGUGUUCAAUUCUACGAUGAAAACACCCGACAAUGGUGGUUGCCAGAAACUGGUGGUGCUAAUUUACCAGCGUUGAAUAAAAUGAUGAAGCCACUUGGUAUUGCUCUUGGCGAUACGGUUUUGGAAGGAAACUAUGAACUUGGUGAACAUAUGAUUUACUAUGCAUCAGGCACACAUAUUGUUCGAUUUCCUGCCGAUGGCUACCUAAUUUAUCGUCCAUUGAAUGAUCAAGGCGAAACAAUCAUACAGAUGCCCGUCUCACCGCAUAUGCCUCAACAGCGGCAUUUGAAUCUCGAAGAUCAUGAAAGACCAAAAAAACCACAGAUCGAUAUUGAAUCCAUUAUGAAACCUCAUCCAAUUUCAAUGCCAAUUCUUGGCCUAGUCGAAUCUGCCGGUGGUGGACGCAUUGCUGUCUAUGGUGAUUCAAAUUGCAUCGAUUCAGUUCAUCUUGUUCGUGAUUGCUACUGGCUCUUACUCGCAUUAUUAGAAUUUACGACAUCGAGCCGCGUACCAAAACUGUUUUUACAAUUGGAUGAAAAUCGACAAAUGGAUCUCGAUGUACCUGAACUUCAACAGUUAAACACAAGUCGUCUACAUAUAUUUUCACGUGUUAUUGAAAAGAAUCCAUUAGAUAAUACGACUAGACAAAGACCUUUGCCUCAAUGUAUUGUUAGUAAACCAGUGAAAUCUUCUGAACCGUUGGCCAAUACUCUCCCAUCGAAUAUGAACAUCAUGAAAUAUCAAAAUCCGUCGAUGCCAAAUGAAGAUGACACUGUUGUUGCUAGCGUUAUGAUUGAUACAAGUGAAACAUCAUCACGUUUUAGAAAAACUUUCUUUUCAUUACGAAAUCCAAUGUUUAUUCCAAUAUUGUUUGGCUCAUUUGGUGUUUUGUGCGCUUUCAUCAUUUUUUGUCGAGCGCAACUCUAUCGUCUCUUCAUCUUCAUCUUUUAUGGAAAUGGAUUCUAUGAUCGAAGAUCCGGUAGUUCUAGAUUGAAACAAAUAACUAAACACAAACAGUAUCAUUACAUGACAGCAUUGAAUAAGCCAUAG